This is a messenger RNA of Raphanus sativus (radish), 3085 nucleotides long. Its product is annotated as flowering time control protein FPA. The transcript is spliced from 7 exons. Lineage: Eukaryota; Viridiplantae; Streptophyta; Magnoliopsida; Brassicales; Brassicaceae. The coding region runs from base 206 to 2761 and encodes 851 amino acids. The record is from RefSeq and is a predicted model, not a curated record. Gene Ontology annotation, molecular function: RNA binding.
UAUCUCUCUAUCUUCAAUCUCGACCUAGGGUUCUCUCUCGUCUUCUCUUUGGUUACGAUUUGAAGACGCAUCUCUCUCUCUCUCUGAUUGUAAUCUAACUCAACCAGCGUACUAUUCAUUCAUCGCACAAUCCGUCUCUCGUUCCCGUCUCGUGGAUAUUUCUGAGCGUUAGUUUCACCGAUUGAUCAAUCAAUACCUCUGUGCGAUGGCGGCAGCUAUGAAGCCUUUCAGAGGACGUGAAUCCGACGAUUCCGGUUUCACAUCGAACAAUCUAUGGGUGGGUAGCAUCACGAUGGAUACAACGGAGUCAGAUCUGACGGAGUUGUUCGGAAGGUUCGGCGAUAUCGACAGAAUCACGGCGUAUUCGUCCCGUGGAUUCGCGUUUAUAUACUACAGACACGUGGAGGAAGCGGUGGCGGCCAUGGAAGCUCUACAGGGGGCGAAUCUGAACGGGGGACUGUUGAAGAUCCAAUACGCGCGACCGGCAAAGCCUUGUAAGAGUCUUUGGGUGGGAGGGAUCAGCUCGAGUGUCUCAAAGGAUCACCUGGAGGAAGAGUUCAGUAAAUUUGGAAAAAUCGAGGAUCUUAGGUUUCUCAGGGAACGCAAGACAGCUUUCAUUGAUUAUUACGACAUUGACGCUGCCUUACAGGCAAGGAACAUGAAUGGCAAGCGAAUGGGUGGCAGCUACUUGCGCGUUGAUUUUCUCCGGUCACAAGCCCCCAGAAAAGAACAAUGGGCUGGCUCUUACGAUAACAGGAACGGCAAUGUGAAUCAUAAACCGCAGUAUCCUCACUCACAUGAAGAUGUCAGAGGAGAUGACCAUCCAAGUAAGGUUCUGUGGAUUGGAUACCCUCCUUCUGUUCAGAUAGAUGAGCAGAUGCUACACAAUGCAAUGAUACUCUUUGGUGAGAUCGAGAGGAAGAAAAGUUACCCGUCAAGGCAUUUUUCGCUCGUGGAGUUUAGGAGCGUGGAUGAAGCUCGCCAAGCCAAGGAAGGGCUACAAGGGAGGUUAUUCAAAGAUCCUAGAAUCAAAAUUAUGUACUCAAACGAUCAGAUACCUCCUGAGCAAGAUGAUACUAGUUUUUAUUCUGGCGUGAAACGUUCAAGGCCAGAAUACAAUGACGUUGCUGGUAUGGAGCCAAACUGGAGAAGGCCGUCUCCAAAUGGAAGUGGAAUACUCCCAUCUCCAGCAGGACAUGGAAUCCUCCCUUCUCCUGCACAAGGUAUGAGGAACCCUAUGAGGUCAAACCCCGGUUCUUGGGAAGGAUAUGAUCCUGCUCUGCUGGACAGAGAAAGCAAACGAACCAGAAGGGAUGGAUCGGUGGAAGGUUUUACUCCAAUGGGUGUAGAUGAGAGGUCAUAUGGGCGUGGCUCUGUUGCUGCUAGGCCGCCUAUCCGUGGUUACGCUGAUUCUGAUUACAUAUGGAGAGGAAUGAUUGCCAAGGGUGGAACUCCCGUCUGUUGUGCUCGUUGUGUACCUAUUGGAAAGGGGAUCGAAACUAAGCUCCCUGAGGUGGUCAAUUGUUCAGCAAGAACUGGUUUGGAUAUGCUCGCCAAACAUUACACUGAAGCCAUUGGAUUUGAGAUAGUUUACUUCUUACCAGACAGCGAAGAAGAUUUUGCGUCUUACACUGAGUUUCUCCGCUACCUUGGCUCAAAAGAUCGAGCGGGCGUUGCCAAACUAGAUGAUGGAACAACUUUAUUCUUGGUGCCUCCAUCAGAUUUCUUAACUGAUGUACUCAAAGUGACCGGUCCUGAACGGCUAUAUGGUGUUGUCCUCAAGCUGCCCCCACCUGCCGUUCCUGUUGCAGCAUCAUACAGACAAGAAUCUCAGUCCAAUCAUCUGUCUUAUAUGGAUCAAUCCCGGGAUUCACCUGCCAGUUCCGGUCACAGUUUAUAUCCUCCGAGGGGUGCACAAGAACAGUUGACAGCUCCUUCAAGACCAUCGAUUAGCGAGCCUCUCAGGAUACCUAACAAUGCAGCGUCUCAAGCUGGGGUUAGUUUAACCCCGGAGCUUUUAGCUAGGCUGGCAUCUUUUCUCCCUGCAGCUUCUCAACCUGCUGCCUCCGAGAGUCACCAAACUAUGUCAGUUACUUCAUCAGUUGCUUCCACAGUACCUCAUCAGUACAAUGGAGAAGCACAGUCUCAAGCUUGGAAUAGAGACCCGCAAACAGUCCAUGACACCUCAAAUCAGUCGUUCCAAUCAUAUGGAAAUCAGUACAAUCCAGCCGGGCAACUACCUCCUCCUCCUCCUCCUUCGCGUUACCCUCCAGCGUCAAACAACUCCAACCCCAACUACUCCGGUGGAAUGGUCCAUGGCAACAUGCAGUACCAAGGCCAAUCUGUUAACAUGCCUCAGAUGACUCAUAAUAACUAUGCCAUGUACAAUCAGGGUUCUCAGCCCAUGACACAGCAAUACCAACCAGAAGCUUCCGUACCAAGCCAAAACUAUGGUCCUGUUCCAGCUUAUCAUCAGCAAGCUAACUAUCAUGGUCCAACAGCAAAUCAGGCGCAUAACUUAAAUCCUUCCCAGUUUCAAGCUGCCAUGCAACCACCACCAGCUGACGUGUCGAACUUAGAGCCACAAAGCCAAGCAUCACAGAUGCAGCCUAUGCUCUCCGGGAAUGGUCAGGGUACAGCAGAUGGGGAGAAGGACGAAAGGUACCAGAAAACACUGCAGUUCGCAGCAAGCCUUCUCCAACAGAUUAAACAAAAUCAGCAGCAACCGCCUUCAGGUACUCCGGCUGGACAGCGGCCUUGAAACUAGCUCCACUCGCUAUCAUAAGGUGGUGAUUUGAGCCAAAAGACCGUUAAGCAUGCUACAACAAACCCGACCAAGAGAGAGUUUUUUUAUUUGUAAGAUGCGCAAGUGUCCAAGCCAGAUUAGGUCCUGCUACCGCAACCAAACGCUCAUGCUCUUAGCUCGUCUUAGUUUUUGUUUCCUUCGUUGUGAUAUUUGGAAGAAACAGCUGUGUAAAAUGUAUUUGAUUUUGGAUCUUUUUUAUACUUCUUUUCCGAAUUAGUGUUUCUUUUGUAUCAAUAAAACAAAUUCUUCAAAGUGAUCUCCUUUUGUUUUGUUACAACA